Arachis ipaensis is the source of this 1664-nucleotide messenger RNA. Lineage: Eukaryota; Viridiplantae; Streptophyta; Magnoliopsida; Fabales; Fabaceae. The record is from RefSeq and is a predicted model, not a curated record.
AUGGCAUCUGCAGUGCUAUCCAUAGCUACACAGUGUGUUUCUCCCAAUGCUUCUUCACUGUCGAUUAACGAAACCCACAAGUCUUCUGGACGGAUCUCUAUGACUGUUGCAGUUAAUGUUUCUCGAUUUGAGGGCAUUCCGAUGGCUCCUCCUGAUCCAAUUCUUGGAGUAUCAGAAGCAUUUAGAGCAGACACAAAUGAUGUCAAGCUCAACCUUGGAGUUGGGGCCUACAGGACAGAGGAACUACAGCCAUAUGUGCUUAAUGUUGUGAAGAAGGCAGAGAAUCUUAUGCUGGAGAGAGGGGACAACAAAGAGUAUCUCCCUAUUGAGGGUUUGGCUGCAUUUAAUAAGGCAACAGCAGAGUUGUUACUCGGAGCAGACAACCCUGCAAUCAAAGAACAAAGAGUUGCUACUGUCCAAGGUCUUUCUGGAACCGGUUCUCUCAGACUAGGAGCAGCUCUGAUAGAACGAUAUUUUCCCGGGUCAAAAGUUUUGAUAUCGGCUCCCACCUGGGGUAAUCACAAGAAUAUUUUUAAUGAUGCUAGGGUCCCAUGGUCUGAGUACCGUUAUUAUGAUCCCCGGACAGUUGGUUUGGAUUUUGAGGGCAUGAUAGAAGAUAUUAAGGCAGCCCCUGAAGGAACUUUUGUGCUACUUCAUGGAUGUGCUCAUAACCCAACUGGUAUUGACCCAACACCUGAACAGUGGGAAAAAAUAGCAGAUGUAAUUCAACAGAAGAACCACAUUCCAUUUUUCGAUGUUGCUUACCAGGGAUUCGCUAGUGGAAGCCUCGAUGAAGAUGCAGCAUCUGUGAGAUUGUUUGUGGCACGUGGCAUGGAGGUUCUUGUUGCCCAAUCUUACAGUAAAAAUCUUGGUCUCUAUGCUGAAAGGAUUGGAGCAAUGAAUGUCAUUUCAUCAUCUUCUGAAUCUGCAACAAGGGUAAAGAGCCAAUUGAAGAGGCUAGCACGACCAAUGUACUCUAAUCCACCAGUUCACGGGGCCAGGAUUGUCGCCAACGUUGUUGGAACUCCUGUCCUUUUUGAUGAAUGGAAAGCGGAGAUGGAGAUGAUGGCUGGAAGGAUAAAGAAUGUCAGGCAGAAGCUAUAUGAUAGUAUUUCUUCAAAAGAUAAGAGUGGGAAAGAUUGGUCAUUCAUACUUAAGCAGAUAGGCAUGUUCUCGUACACAGGCUUGAACAAGAACCAGAGUGACAAUAUGACCAAUAAGUGGCAUGUAUACAUGACAAAGGAUGGAAGGAUUUCACUAGCAGGAUUGUCAUUGGCCAAAUGUGAAUACUUGGCUGAUGCUAUCAUUGAUUCAUACCAUAAUGUCAGCUGAAAACUCAAGUUAAAUAUGCUCCAUAACCAAAACUUCUAUUUUUGGUGAGUGUUAUAUAGCAAACCACUGUGGGUGACAUACCUGAAAAUAAUAAUACAAUUAUGUGUGCAUUGAUUUGCCACACAUGCAUGUACCUGAAGGACACUUAGGAAAUUUUGUAACCUUUAAAGUUAAGCAGUAUGAAUCAAAGUAUUGAUGCAUAAUGAGUUAGCUUCUCAUAGACUUGAAGCAAGUUGAAUCUAAAGCUUGAUGAAUAAUGAGUCUAUUUCUUAACAUUUAUGGUUUGUAAGAUUGAAUAGACUAUGUUAAUAACAGUAGUUUUGUUCGCUAUA